GAAUCACGCGACGAGUAUUAAGUCUUGACGCGCCUCUUCUUCUUCUUCAUGUGUUUCCUCCUUCGGUUUUAAAAGCUCUCUUCUUUCGUUCCCAAAGCCAUCUCUCUCUCUCUUCUUUAAAGUUUUGAGAUAAGACUUUGAAGAGUGAAUUAGAGGAUAUUUGGUUUGGGUUGGUGUUGUUUCUGUGAUUACCCUUUUUGUUUUAUUAUUUCUAGGAGUGAUUUACCGUUAUGGGUCACUUUACAUGCUUUUGAUCAUUUACUUGGAGUGUUUUACUCGUGUUCAUUUUGGCUUUUACUUUGAUUCUUUUUGUCUUUUGGUAAUCAAAAAAAGAAGAAGAAGAAUGAAGGAGGAACAAUCAAGAACUCUGUUUGGAAUAUCUCUGUCUGAUCGACCAACUUGGCAACAGUUUCUCAUUUGCACUUCUGGUUUCUUCUUUGGCUACCUCGUUAACGGAGUUUGCGAGGAAUAUGUUUAUAAUCGGCUCCAAUUUAGCUUUGGUUGGUACUUCACGUUUAUACAAGGAUUUGUCUACUUAUUCCUCAUCUACCUUCAAGGCUUCACCACAAAACAUAUUGUGAAUCCCAUGAGAACUUAUGUCAAACUCUCUGCUGUUCUCAUGGGAUCACAUGGUUUAACCAAAGGAUCUUUGGCUUAUCUCAACUAUCCAGCUCAAAUCAUGUUCAAAUCCACCAAGGUGUUGCCGGUAAUGAUAAUGGGAGCGUUCAUACCCGGGUUGAGAAGAAAAUACCCGGUCCAUGAAUACAUUUCAGCGUUCUUGUUGGUUCUUGGUUUGAUCCUUUUCACAUUAGCAGACGCACAAAUGUCUCCUAAUUUCAGUAUGAUCGGUAUUUUGAUGAUUUCUGGCGCGUUGAUCAUGGAUGCUUUCUUGGGUAAUCUUCAGGAAGCUAUUUUCACUAUGAAUCCCGAGACAACUCAGAUGGAGAUGCUUUUCUGCUCAACGGUUGUUGGAUUGCCCUUCUUGUUCGUUCCCAUGGUCUUAACCGGUGAGCUUUUCCGUGCGUGGACUGCGUGCUCACAACAUCCAUAUGUGUAUGGAGUGCUUGUAUUUGAAGCCAUGGCCACAUUCAUCGGUCAAGUCUCUGUUCUAUCGCUCAUUGCACUCUUUGGAGCCGCUACAACCGCCUUAAUAACAACAGCGAGGAAAGGUGUUACGUUGUUGCUGUCGUAUUUGAUAUUCACAAAGCCAUUAACAGAACAGCACGGAUCGGGGUUGCUGUUGAUAGCAAUGGGAAUUGUAUUGAAGAUGGUACCGAUGGAUAGUAAACCUCCGAGCAAGAUUCAGGCGAGACCAGCGGUUAGGAAAGAUGGAGCUGAGGGUGAGAGAGGAGAUGAAGAGGAGAGAAAGUCACUAGUUUAAUAAUGUGCCCAUAUAUCUAUCUAUACAUGUUCUAUAUAAGAAGUUCAAAGGGUUUAUAUAGAAUAAUAUUGGAC
Molecule: messenger RNA, 1455 nt
Organism: Brassica oleracea var. oleracea
Lineage: Eukaryota; Viridiplantae; Streptophyta; Magnoliopsida; Brassicales; Brassicaceae
Product: UDP-galactose/UDP-glucose transporter 2-like
Exons: 7
Coding region: 245-1381 (378 amino acids)
Biological process (GO): transmembrane transport
Cellular component (GO): endoplasmic reticulum membrane; Golgi membrane
Molecular function (GO): transmembrane transporter activity
Source: RefSeq, a predicted model, not a curated record